AUGGCCACGAAAAUCGGCGACGCCGUCCCGAAAUGCUCUUCGGAUGAUGUGCAGAAGGAAGACAAGGAAAUCGACAAUCGAUGCGCAACGAAAGUCCAACAAGCUUGGGAAUGCUGCGACACCGGUUACAGCACUAAUUCGGAGGCAAAGGAGAGCGCUUGCUGCUCGGAGCGCGAAAUCGAGGCCGAGCUGAAGGCUCUGGGUUUGAAGGACGACGAGAAAGCCGAGAAAAGCCCAGACGAGGACAAGUUCGUCUUCCACUAUGACCCGAAGGCUGCUUUUAACGCUGCAGAGGAAAACAAAGAAAACGAGGAAGAGUCGGACGCGGAUGAGGAGGAAGAGGAGAGCGCUUGCACCCUUCAGCCAGUCUGCCCACUUCCGGAAUUGAUUAAGGUAGUAACUGGCGAGGAGGACGAGGAGGUGUUGUUUCAAGCGCGCUGCAAGUUGUACCGUUUCGACCGGGAGUCGCGUGAGGUGCAGGAGCGCGGGCUUGGCGAGAUGAAGGUUCUGAAAAACCCGAAGAGCGGCCGAAUGCGUUGCGUCAUGCGCCGCGAGCAGAUCCUGAACUUGUGCGCCAAUUUCCCGAUCGUCGCCCAGAUGGAGAUCAAGCCCAAGGCCGGCACCGACGAGACGGCCUCUUCUUUUAUUGCCUUUGCCGAUGCUUGGACCGGACUCUCCGGAUGGCUGUCGAUGACUAGUGCUCUCGUGACCCUAACUGUUCUUUGCCUCCCGGUAUUCCCGGGGUACUGUAUGGCCCUGUACUACCGUAGCCAAAUUUUGCGAAAGCUGGAUGCAAACAGCAAGAUGAGUGCUGGGACGCGGAGGGCGCAGAAGGAUUUGGUGAAGGCAUUAACAAUUCAAGCAAUGCUGCCAUUUGGAAUGCUCUACGGCUCUUCGUGUUUUAUGUGGAGACAAAUGGAGCUACCCUACUCCAACUACGUGCCCUUCUUCGAGGAGCUGGUCAUCACCAUGUCGAUCGUCACCUCAGCUUCCCCCUGUGUUACAUUAUACUAUGUACGUUCGUAUCGGCAUCGCCUCCAAAAAUUGCUACGCUGCAAGACCCGCGCCGAGAAAUUUCAAGUCAACACCGAGGCGUCAGCCCACGUCACCGAGACGGGUGCCGGCUCACAAAAUACA
This is a messenger RNA of Mesorhabditis spiculigera, 1137 nucleotides long. The record is from the annotation of a GenBank genome assembly. NCBI's taxonomy places the organism in Eukaryota, Metazoa, Nematoda, Chromadorea, Rhabditida, Rhabditidae.